Xylaria bambusicola is the source of this 1785-nucleotide messenger RNA. Its product is annotated as putative serine/threonine protein phosphatase. NCBI's taxonomy places the organism in Eukaryota, Fungi, Ascomycota, Sordariomycetes, Xylariales, Xylariaceae. Bases 304 to 1539 code for a protein of 411 amino acids. Gene Ontology annotation, cellular component: cytoplasm; nucleus. The transcript has 4 exons. Gene Ontology annotation, biological process: double-strand break repair via homologous recombination; peptidyl-serine dephosphorylation. The record is from RefSeq and is a predicted model, not a curated record. Gene Ontology annotation, molecular function: protein serine/threonine phosphatase activity.
CCUGAGCCUGCUGUAACAUGGCUGUCUCUCUGCUGUACAACCAUCAAUGCGACCGACUUUUUGGUCGCCACCAUUUACUUGCCGACGCGACAGACCUGCAUCACUUUACGCGUCCAAUCUCCAGCAGCGACCACAACUCACGCCCACCGCCGUUCGAUAUCUACAAGUCCUUCAGUUGCAUGCGAUCUAGAAGUAUGAUAUAGAGCCGACUUCCCACCACCACAGGACACCAUAGGCUGCUCGGCCGUCCUUGCGAUCCUCGUGCGCCGACACAGCCCCUAGACCCUGCAACCGUCGCAAAAGAUGAGCGACCUCGAUAAAGCUAUCGCCCAGCUGAGGGCUUGUCGACCCAUUCCAGAAGCCCAAGUCCGAGAGGUCUGUCACAAGGCACGUGAGCUGUUAAUCGAGGAAGCGAAUGUAGUGACGGUGACUGCGCCCGUAACAAUAUGCGGCGAUAUACACGGCCAGUUCCACGACUUGAUGGAGCUAUUCCGCGUGGGUGGUGAUCCUCCUGAUACCAAUUAUCUCUUCAUGGGUGAUUUCGUUGAUCGGGGCUUCUACUCCUUGGAAUCAUUCCUCCUACUUCUCUGCUUAAAGGUCCGCUAUCCCGACCGGAUGACCUUGAUCCGGGGCAACCACGAGUCGCGACAAAUCACAACCGUAUACGGAUUCUAUGACGAGUGCUUACGGAAAUAUGGAAGUGCGAAUGUGUGGCGGUAUUGUUGCGAUGUAUUCGACUACCUUGCGCUCGGCGCCAUAGUCCUAGGCGCCUCAAAUAACAUAGAGCCACCAAGCGAAACUACGACUCGGGAGGAUGUGGAAAUCGAGGUCUGUAAUGCGGAUGGAGAUGUCAUAAGCCAGUUCUCAAGGCGCGGAAAGGCUAGUAGCAGUCACAAUGGUAGCCCAAAUGGGAAGACGGAACUCACAGGCCCUCCCGGCACUGGUGCCUCUGGUUCAAGCCGGGGUACGGUCGGGCGGCCGACGGGCGCAGUUCUCUGUGUUCACGGUGGUCUCUCGCCUCUGAUCGAUUCGGUGGAUAAGAUCCGCCUGUUAGAUCGCAAGCAAGAGGUUCCUCACGAAGGAGCCAUGUGCGAUCUACUAUGGUCAGAUCCGGACGAGAUCGAUGGCUGGGGAUUAUCGCCGCGUGGCGCAGGUUUCCUGUUUGGAGCUGAUAUUGUGAAAGUGUUCAAUCACAGAAACGACCUGUCUCUAAUAGCAAGAGCGCACCAGCUCGUCAUGGAAGGCUUCAAAGAAAUGUUCGACGCCAGCAUCGUCACAGUUUGGUCAGCCCCUAAUUAUUGCUACCGCUGCGGCAAUGUGGCUGCCGUACUUGAGUUGUCUGAGGACGCCAGUGGGCAGGGCUUCUUCGCGCGCAGUAACGGCGACGUUGGACGGAGUGAUGGAGGCGUGCCCAGUUUUCCGGAUGCCGACGAGGCCACUAAGAGAGGCCCGGCGCGUCGAUAUCGUGUCUUCCAGGCUGCGCCGCAGGAUUCUAGGGGUAUGCCUGCUAAGAAGCCUGUUGCAGACUACUUCCUUUGAUGUCGAAGGUGCGAUUAAGAAAGUUCGACUAUAACCGCCGUAAUGACCCUCUGUCGUUUGACACAAGACAUAGGCAUCAACUACGUUUUGUGAGAGCAUAAGAUAUGCGCGAGAAGAUACCAAAAGGUUAAAUGGGCCAGGUUGUAUCAAAGAGGUUGGGAUUUCCUUUGACAUGGCAAUACUUCUUCUCUAUUCGUACAUAGGAGUUCCGGACUAUCAAGGAAUUUAACACCAACCACGGCGCCA